Messenger RNA from Helianthus annuus (common sunflower), 1439 nucleotides. RefSeq names its product cycloartenol-C-24-methyltransferase. The transcript is spliced from 14 exons. Gene Ontology annotation, molecular function: sterol 24-C-methyltransferase activity. Lineage: Eukaryota; Viridiplantae; Streptophyta; Magnoliopsida; Asterales; Asteraceae. Gene Ontology annotation, biological process: sterol biosynthetic process. The coding region runs from base 202 to 1230 and encodes 342 amino acids. The record is from RefSeq and is a predicted model, not a curated record. Gene Ontology annotation, cellular component: endoplasmic reticulum.
UGGAGUCUCCAGCCGGCCGAACCCCACACACGUCACGUGCCUUUGCUGAUUUGGCGAAUACGACACUUUCGUCUUCGCUGUUGGAUUCACGCUCGAUCUGUUCAUCAGAUUCAAAUAGCUUUUUCUACUAUUAUUCGAUUCAGAUCUUACCUUUACACUUGCAUUGUUGAUUUUUGUUGAACUAGUUACGAUUCAGUUAACAUGUCGAAGGCUGGAGCAUUCGAUCUCGCAUCUGGACUCGGAGGCAAAAUCGAGAAGGAUGAUGUUCUUUCUGCCGUUGAUAAGUAUGAGAAAUAUCAUUCUGAUUUUGGAGGUGCAGAGGAAGACAGAAAGGCUAACUACACCGAUAUGGUUAACAAAUAUUAUGAUCUCGUCACAAGCUUCUAUGAGUAUGGUUGGGGAGAAUCAUUCCAUUUUGCUCCAAGAUGGAAAGGGGAAUCACUUCGUGAGAGCAUUAAGCGACAUGAACAUUUUCUUGCAUUACAGCUAGGCUUGAAGCCUGGACAUAAGGUGUUGGAUGUAGGAUGUGGAAUUGGUGGGCCACUGAGGGAGAUUUCUCGAUUUAGCUCCACAUCUGUAAUGGGCAUAAACAAUAACGAAUAUCAGAUUACAAGAGGAAAGGCACUCAACCGAGUUGCAGGGGUUGACCGGACCUGUGACUUUACAAAGGCUGAUUUCAUGAAGAUGCCAUUUUCUGAUAACAGUUUUGAUGCAGUGUAUGCAAUUGAGGCUACGUGCCACGCUCCAGAUGCGGUUGGAUGCUACAAAGAGAUAUACAGAGUAUUGAAGCCUGGUCAAUCAUUUGCUGCAUAUGAGUGGUGCAUGACUGAUGCGUUUGACCCCAAUAACCAAGAGCACCAAAAAAUCAAGGCAGAAAUUGAGAUUGGUGAUGGCCUACCAGACAUAAGAUCGACUAGGCAAUGUCUCGCAGCUCUAAAAGAAGCAGGCUUUGAGGUUAUAUGGGAAAAUGAUCUUGCAAAAGAUUCACCACUUCCAUGGUACUUGCCUUUGGAUACAAGUCAUUUCUCUCUUAGCAGUUUCCGUCUCACAGCUGUCGGACGCUUUAUUACUAAAAAUAUGGUUAUGGGUCUAGAAUAUGUGGGACUUGCCCCUAAAGGAAGCCAAAGGGUUCAAUCCUUCUUAGAGAAAGCUGCAGAAGGGCUUGUUGCUGGUGGAAAGAAAGAGAUAUUCACACCAAUGUAUUUCUUCUUGGCGUGGAAGCCGCUAUAAGAAAGGAGAGGUGUGGUUGGUUCGGUUGCUGGUAGAAGUUGUGGUGGAAGGAUGGUUGUUAUUGACAGUUAUAGGUGGUUGACUUUUUUCGUAAAUUUGUUGUUUGACUGUUGAUCUUUGCAAUUAUGUAGAAACGAGUAAUUUUUCUUGGUCUUUAAUUUCUUGAGUAAUUUUUCUUGGUCUUUAAUUUAUUGUUCGACUUUUAUUUA